This is a messenger RNA of Lathyrus sativus (Indian pea), 291 nucleotides long. The record is from the annotation of a GenBank genome assembly. NCBI's taxonomy places the organism in Eukaryota, Viridiplantae, Streptophyta, Magnoliopsida, Fabales, Fabaceae.
AUGGACAACAAAGGGUUCGCAAGGUCAGUCUGGAUGCUUAUUGAUCAUGUGAAAAUCAGGUUUAGUGUGGCUUUGCUUAGCAAAUCGAAUUGGCGAGUGCUUAGUGAAAAGGAUUUGAUGUGGUCUAAAUUGUUAUCUUUUAGGUAUGGAGACACUAAAGCUAAGAUCAUUAGUGCAUUCGAGCCUGCUAAUCAAAGAAAGGACUCUCUAUGGUGGAAGGAUGUGCGAGCGGUGGGUUCAAUAUUGAAGAUGAAACUACCUGGUUCUCCAUAUAGUCUCAGCUACUUUUGA